Epinephelus moara (kelp grouper) is the source of this 2214-nucleotide messenger RNA. It is a transcript of the gene atp6v0d1, whose product is annotated as ATPase H+ transporting V0 subunit d1. Gene Ontology annotation, molecular function: proton-transporting ATPase activity, rotational mechanism. The coding region runs from base 81 to 1133 and encodes 350 amino acids. Gene Ontology annotation, biological process: proton transmembrane transport; vacuolar acidification; vacuolar transport. The record is from RefSeq and is a predicted model, not a curated record. The transcript has 8 exons. Lineage: Eukaryota; Metazoa; Chordata; Actinopteri; Perciformes; Serranidae. Gene Ontology annotation, cellular component: vacuolar proton-transporting V-type ATPase complex; proton-transporting V-type ATPase, V0 domain; early endosome.
GUUCAGUCAGCUGAUGCUAACGCUAACCAGCCGGACUGACGGUUCUCCAGCGGCAGCGACGGAUCUGACGGUCAGACAGGAUGCCUUUCUCCGAGCUAUAUUUCAACGUCGAUAACGGCUACCUGGAGGGGCUGGUCAGAGGGUUCAAAGCCGGAAUACUGUCCCAGGCGGAUUAUUUAAACCUCGUUCAGUGUGAGACCCUGGAAGAUCUGAAACUGCACCUGCAGAGCACAGACUAUGGCAGCUUCCUGGCAAACGAGGCGUCUCCUCUCACUGUGUCCGUCAUCGACGACAAGCUGAAGGAGAAGAUGGUGGUUGAGUUUCGCCACAUGAGGAACCAGUCAUACGAGCCGCUGGCCAGUUUCAUGGACUUCAUCACGUACAGCUAUAUGAUUGAUAAUGUCAUCCUGCUGAUCACGGGCACCCUCCACCAGCGGGCCAUCUCUGAGCUGGUGCCAAAGUGUCACCCGCUGGGCAGCUUCGAGCAGAUGGAGGCGGUCAACAUCGCUCAGACCCCUGCUGAGCUUUACAACGCCAUCCUAGUGGACACUCCCCUGGCUGCAUUCUUCCAGGACUGCAUAUCUGAACAGGACUUAGAUGAGAUGAACAUUGAAAUAAUUCGUAACACACUUUACAAGGCUUACCUGGAGGCUUUCUAUAAGUUCUGCUCUAACCUUGGAGGAACCACGGCUGACACCAUGUGUCCCAUCCUGGAGUUCGAGGCAGACAGGCGAGCCUUCAUCAUCACCAUCAACUCGUUCGGCACAGAGCUGUCCAAGGAGGACCGCGCCAAGCUCUUCCCCCACUGUGGCAAGCUCUACCCAGAAGGCCUUGCUCAGCUGGCCCGGGCAGAUGACUACGAGCAGGUCAAGGCUGUCGCUGAUUUCUAUCCUGAAUACAAGCUGCUGUUCGAGGGUGCCGGCAGCAACCCAGGAGACAAAACACUGGAGGACCGUUUCUUCGAGCACGAGGUGAAGCUCAACAAGCUGGCCUUCCUCAACCAGUUCCACUUCAGUGUCUUCUACGCCUACGUCAAACUGAAGGAGCAGGAGUGCAGGAACAUCGUCUGGAUCGCCGAGUGCAUCGCCCAGCGGCACCGCGCUAAGAUUGACAACUACAUUCCUAUCUUUUGAGCCUCCUUUUCCUCUCUCCUCUUCCUCUUCUCGCCAUCAUCAUUUCAUUCAGUCUUAUGUCUUGAGCGGUGUCUCCUGUCCCACCUCGGUGUUAAAGAUUCUGAUGGUUUGAUGCUAAAUUUUCUCCACUCUUCACUCUCAGCUGUGAACUGGUUCUCAGCACCCGAGUUUCCUGUUGUUAUGUGAGUUCCAGCCAGGCUCGUUACUGAUUAAAGUUAAACACAUAAUCAACUUAAAUACAGUUUUUAGGUGGAGCAGAAUCACAUGAGCCUGGUCAGCAUCUCAUUUGACUUUCAAACACUCACCUCUGAUUGUCUAAACCUUCUGACGCUCAGUGUGUUCUUAGCGGCACACUCUGUCCACUGACACAUUGGUGGCUAAAAUACACCAGGAGAAGAAUUUGCAAUUUACUAAGUCCAGGAAUGAACACGACAGCCACCAGGACAGCAAACACUAACCAUCUGUUAGAGAUCGUGCUGAUCUCCAAGCACAUGAAACAUGUAAAGGUGCUGUGUACUCUGGAUUUUCCACCUACCUAAAUCAGCUAAAAAACAAAAGUGAAUUUGUAAUCUGAAUUUAACACGGCCGCAGAAAUUCAGCCAGUCAUUAAAACAUUCCUCAGCUCAGCGUCAGUCUCCACCAGGUUCUAUAUAACCUGUAUUUAUUUCUGUUUUAGUGCUAGGUUUUGUCAGCAUGUCUGGUCAUUACUGUGGUUUCCCCUCCAAAACUAGUGAGUGAAGUGUGAGCUCCGCCUGAUUUACUGUCUUAACUAGAUUGUUGUUAAAUAUUAAGAAUACAACAGCUGAACAGGAGCUCCAAUUCUCACCGUCCCUGCUCCUGUGUGAGUCUCUGUAAAUGAACGUACCGGAAUGAAGCGAAAUCUUGUGAGUACAUGACAGACUUAAUGUUUAAACUAUACAAAGAUAUAUAGAUAUUUAAAAUGACAAUAUAAUUUUGUUUUUUUGAUGCUGUAAAAAUGGAUUUAUUUCUGUUUUGAUCUGUUUAUUACUUGUGCAAUGUGUACUGUAAAUGUGACAAAAAAAUAAAUGUACUAAACUGCACUAAAGCAGAUCUGGAAAAA